AAAUAGAGGAAUGCAUAUGGAAUCGAGUCCCCUUGCCGGCCGGCGUGUCAAAUCAUGGCGUCUAUACCCCGUGGAUGUAAACAAAGCAAGAUGGGGCUGCUCGGGAGGGUUUUGUUAUUACUUGCUGGCCUUUUAGCGGCGCUGGCCUCGGUGCAGGCUAAAAAAGAGCUUACCCUGUCAGAGCGUGUGCAGCAGCUCUCCGACGCCGGCCUGAAGAAGCCAGUCCUGAGGUUCAACGGGGACAAAUUCAAGCAGUAUGUGAAAGGCACACCGCGGAACUACUCCAUGAUUGUGAUGUUCACCGCCCUCGCCCCCUCCAGACAGUGUGGCAUCUGCAAGCAUGCCCAUGAUGAGUUCCAGCUUGUGGCUAACUCAUGGCGCUACUCUCAGGGCUACUCCAACAAGCUGUACUUUUCCCUGGUGGACUUUGACGAGGGCCCAGAUGUCUUCCAGCAGCUGCGUCUGAACUCUGCCCCGGUGUUCAUGCACUUCCCACCCAAGGGGAAGCCAAAGAAGGUUGACACACUGGAUAUUCAGCGAGUCGGCUUUGCUGCAGAGAACAUCGCUCGCUGGGUAGCUGAGCGGACGGACAUCCAGAUUCGAGUGUUCCGUCCUCCCAACUACUCCGGCUUACUGGCCCUUGUGGUCCUCCUGGCCUUAGUGGUGGGGCUCCUCUACCUCCGCAAGAACAACCUCGACUUCCUCUACAACAAGACCACAUGGGCUCUUGGUGCUUUGGCUUUCACUUUUGCAAUGACAUCAGGACAGAUGUGGAAUCACAUUCGUGGCCCGCCCUUCCUCCAGAAGACACAGUCCGGGAACAUUGCCUACAUUCACGGCUCAUCACAGGGACAGUUCAUCGUGGAAACCUACAUUGUCGCUCUGCUCAAUGCAGCGGUGGCACUGGGCAUGAUCCUGAUGGUGGAGGCAGCCAACAAGAGGGACGAUGUGAGGAAGCGCCGCAUCUACGCCAUCAUCGGCCUGGGUCUCUUUGCCUUCUGCUUUUCUCUCCUGCUGUCCAUAUUCCGCUCCAAGGCUCAUGGGUAUCCAUACAGCUUCCUUCUGAAGUAGCAUGACCCGAGGCUGAAACCAACCAUUCCUGCUCCCCUCUAGUUGAUUUGGUGUCCUGAAAACAUGUUGGAAGCCUUCAAGUGGACUUUAUUUUUAUACAGACACCUCUCAAGCGAUUUAGUCUUGUAGAAAGAAGUACAUAUUGCAUUUGAACUUAAGUGUGUAACUAAACUGACCUCUGAUUGAAAGAAUAUCAGUUUUGUAUUUAAUGUGAGAGCUUUUUGAGUGCUGUGUGAAAUAGAAAGCUUUAAAGAUUAGUUUCCAAGCUUAAGCAUUCUUUAUUUCAACCUGCAGGAAACAAUAUCACCAGUGAUGAAUAUAUUGUUAUUUUGAUUAAUAUUACUGAGUUGUUACAUUUUCUUUUAUAUUUAUGAUGUCACUCAUACUUAACGAGUAGCUAUAUAGAGCUUGAUACACAUUAGUUGUUGCUUAAUACACAUCAUUGUUCUCAGUCAUGUGUGCUAUUCUGUGUGUGCGUGUGUGUGUGUGUGCGUGUGUGUGUUUGUCUGAGGGAUGUAAGGGUUCAUUCUCAGUCUAUUAAAGUCUUCAGUUGUA
Messenger RNA from Eriocheir sinensis (Chinese mitten crab), 1626 nucleotides. RefSeq names its product tumor suppressor candidate 3-like (gene Ostgamma). The coding region runs from base 55 to 1071 and encodes 338 amino acids. The transcript has 8 exons. The record is from RefSeq and is a predicted model, not a curated record. Gene Ontology annotation, cellular component: oligosaccharyltransferase complex. Lineage: Eukaryota; Metazoa; Arthropoda; Malacostraca; Decapoda; Varunidae.